Poeciliopsis prolifica (blackstripe livebearer) is the source of this 2403-nucleotide messenger RNA. RefSeq names its product transmembrane protein 204 (gene tmem204). Bases 867 to 1535 code for a protein of 222 amino acids. The record is from RefSeq and is a predicted model, not a curated record. NCBI's taxonomy places the organism in Eukaryota, Metazoa, Chordata, Actinopteri, Cyprinodontiformes, Poeciliidae. The transcript is spliced from 3 exons.
UCCCUCCUCUUCGCUUCAGCAGAUACAGAUGUGGCUUGUUUAUUGAAAGCUGAGCAACAGGAAAUACCCCAAAUCUUUGGGGGCCCCGCCGGUGGAGGCCAACAGAAACAUAAGAAUGCGAGCUGCGCGCGCAAACGGCCAAAGUUUCUGUUUAUGGUCACAGAUUAAAAAGUGGAGCGGUGAGAUCUAGAGAGCCAGAAAAGGAAAGACAAGAGGAGGAACAGGUCUGCUUUUGGCCUCUUUUCCUCUCAGGAAACGCAUCCUGUUGCUGGCUGGCUCUGGCGUGUUUGUUGCACAUGGGACAAGGAGGACUUUCGCAAACGCCCCCCAGCUCUCCAGACAAAAGAAUCCAGCAGGCCGUGACGUCUGCGACGGGAUUCUUUUUUAGACGCUCACACACAAACCCGUUUUUUUUUUUUAAAUCGAUCCUGGAGGAGGGCAUGUGCAAACCGAUGAGCAGCACAUUUCAACUCUGACCUACAAACGGAGAGGACUUCUUGUUCCAGUCGACUCAGAAACUGACGCAGGAAGAUUUAUUUUAAAGACGAUGCUUUUGCUUUGCAGAAACUAAACAAAAAGUGAGAAAAGUGCAAAGGAGCGCUAAAAACACACGUGCAGAUUUAAGCGAGCGUGAAGCUGCAGCCAGUGGAAGGAGGUGGAAUGGACCCCGGUGCCGGUUGGACCAACCCGCAGGUACCAGCGCUGCUGUCCGAGGAGGAGGGCUGAGGAUCCGUCGCCACGACAACCGGCUCCCGCAUGACGAUGAAUGGAGAUGUUCUUUAGCUAAAGCGACACUCCUGUGACAGCUGGAAGAAGCAGAGGAAGCGGAGGACGGCGGCGGCGCGGUGGCGGGCGGCGGGCGUCGCAUGGCCGCGCGCAGGCUGGUGGCGGCGGCGGUGGCGGUGGCGCUGCUGUCCCUGGUGCUCAACAACGUGGCGGCCUUCACGCCCAGCUGGGUUCUGCAGGCGCUGGAGGACGGCCGCAAGCGCAGCGUGGGGCUGUGGAGGACGUGUCCCGCCGAGCGCGGACGCGACGACCUGCAGGCGGCCGGCCGCGGCACGCAGAGGCACUGCGCCGCCAUCGGCUGGGGGUCGGAGUUCGCCGGCUACCAGGAGUCCCGCAGCACCGUCAAACUGCAGUUCAACAUGAUGCGAGCGUGCAACCUGAUAGCGACGGUGGCGCUGACGGCCGGCCAGCUCAUCUUCCUCCUGGGCCUGAUGGAGCUGCCCUUCGUCACGCAGGAGUCCCAGUGGUGGGAGGAGGCCAUCGCCGCGCUCUUCCAGCUAGCCAGUUUUGUGCUGGUGAUCGGACUGGUCACGUUCUACCGGGUUGGGCCCUACACACACCUGUCCUACUCCUGCUACGUGAACAUCGCAGCCUGCCUGCUGGCCACUAUGGCCGCCGCCAUGCUCAUCUGGAACAUUUUACACCGGCGGGACGACUGCCUCGCCCCGCGGGUCAUAAUCUUCAGUCCGCCGCUGGCCUCUGCCUUUCAUCCACGGCUGGACAACGAGUAUGUAGAGUCGCCAUGUUGAGCGAAGCCAGAUGGGGAAAUGGACUGAAACGACAACACUGAGCUCUGAAAAGCUCCUAUUAUUUCUUGGCUGCAUGUCUGUAACGAGACUCUAAAGACAAGGUGCAUUCCUGUGGACAAACUUGUUUUUGCAGCUUUACAAAGUUUUUCCUUUGAAUAUAACAGAAUUAUGUUUGCUGCUUAAAGCACAUAUUUAUCCAAAAUACCACGAAGCAGCCAAAACAUACAUUUAUACUGUAUGAAAUCUUAUAUAAGCCCCUUAAGGUGAGCUAACUGGUUGCCAACUUUGAGUUUGGACAUGAACUGUCUUCCAUACGACAUCUUUAUAAAAAGAUCAAGCUGGAACUUGACCUGAUUUUGUUGAAUCGCACUUAGUGAAUUGUCCCGUACAUAAUUAUGAAUUGGGAAUAACAACAUUACCUCAUAUUGUCUCCAUCAUUGAAAGUGCAUAAACAUUUAAAUACAUGCUAAUGUUAUUAGCAUAUUGGUGAGUUGGCUACAUGCUAACAAGGCUACAGGCUUAAAGUAAAUAUUUUGGUCUCGUUACGCACAAAACCAGAGUGGAUCUAAUCGGUGGAAGCAAAAAUACAAAAACUUUUAUGUGAAAUUAUUAGAAUUUUUUUGCAGUUUUUGAAAUAGAUUUUUUUAAAAUGACGGUGAAUAUUACAUUUACUUGUUAUGAUGCUUUCCUUAUUACAUUCUGCUUGCUUGUGGUACAUUCUGUAUACCUUAAAUUAAGAGACUAGGAUAGUGCUAUUACAGGUGUGAUAUUAAUGUGUGUCCGAGUCCUCCAGGGCAGCAAGAAAUGGGGCACAUCAACAAAAUAUCAUUGUAAAUUCAAUAAAAAAAAUAUUUCCGAAUAAACAUAA